AUGGUUCGUAAAAAUGAAUUUUUUGGAAUUGCUCUUGUAGCAGUUUUAUUCCUUUGGUUAUUAGUUUAUAGUCAAAGAGAAACUAAUUUUCACAGGCCAAUUCGAUAUCAACAAUUUGAUUUAGGAGAAAGUUUUAGAUCUCACACAAAUAUUACAGUGCCCUUAAGAGAUAUAAUUGAUCAUCAACGAAUUAAUAUUAGAAAUGAAUUAUACAAUUAUAAAUUUGGCCCUAAUAAAAUAUUGCAAAAUUACACAUUAGAAACCAAAGGGAGACCAGAAAGAAAUAUAAUAAUUACUACAUGGAGAUCAGGUUCUACUUUUUUGGGAGACGUUAUGAACUCUGUGCCAGGAAAUUUUUAUCAUUAUGAACCCCUGCUAAAUUAUGGUAUUGUACAAAUAAGGGGAGCACCUCAAUCAAAACUAGCAUUACAAACCAUCAAAAGCUUACUUAACUGUGAUUAUACAAAUUUAGAUGAUUAUUUACUUUAUGGAAAGGCACAUUCCUAUCUAUUUUCACACAAUACAAGACUUUGGAACCAAUGUGAAUUGCACCCACAGUACUGCUGGAACUCCACCUUUUUAAACCAAAUGUGCAGCCUGUUUCCAUUUCAAUCAAUGAAAACUGUUCGAUUACGAUUAUGGCUAGCUGAAGAGAUUUUAAGAGAUAAAUCUCUAAAUGUUAAAGUGGUUUUGUUGGUGCGUGAUCCUCGUGGGACCAUGCAAUCCCGAAAACAUAGAAAUUGGUGUCCGGGCGAACCUGACUGUGAUCAACCCAACAACCUCUGUGCUGACAUGAUUUCUGAUUACAGUGCUGCCAUAAUACUAAAAAGGAAAUAUCCCCAACGGUUUCGGGCCAUUCGAUAUGAAGAUCUUUCUUUAAACCCAUUUGAAUACGUCAAAAGCCUUUUUAAGUUUUUUGGAUUACAGUUCCAUGAAAACGUAAAAAUGUUUUUGGAUUCGCAUACUAGAAUGAACUAUGGUGGUGUUUCAAGCACUUUUAGAGAUUCCAAAAGUGCACCUUUUCACUGGAAAAUGGAUUUAAAUGCCACAGAGAUUCAGUACAUUGAAGAAAACUGUUAUGAAGCAAUGAAGCUAUGGGGAUAUGUUAGAAGUAAAAAUUAUAGCGACCUAAAAGACUUUAAUACUUUAACGAAUUAUACAAUUAAAUAA
This is a messenger RNA of Brassicogethes aeneus, 1170 nucleotides long. The record is from the annotation of a GenBank genome assembly. NCBI's taxonomy places the organism in Eukaryota, Metazoa, Arthropoda, Insecta, Coleoptera, Nitidulidae.